This is a messenger RNA of Xenopus laevis (African clawed frog), 1522 nucleotides long. RefSeq names its product CUB domain-containing protein 1-like. The coding region runs from base 361 to 726 and encodes 121 amino acids. The record is from RefSeq and is a predicted model, not a curated record. NCBI's taxonomy places the organism in Eukaryota, Metazoa, Chordata, Amphibia, Anura, Pipidae. The transcript has 3 exons.
AUAGAUGUAAAAAAGGAGUUUAAUUUCUGGUGUCAGUAUCUCUUUAAUGGAUGGAGAUUGUGCAGAUCAUAGUGACUGCAGUGUUGUUAAAACCAUAUCCUACAUAAUAUGAAGUUAGUUCCAAGGCUGGAUUUUACUUUGGGUACCAUUCUGUGUAUGUAUUGUUGAAUUGUGAUUCCUUUACACUCGAAAUUGAAUUGAUGACCUUUUUUUGCAAUUUCAGGUUUGUUAGACAUUCAUUUUCACUUUUUUUCAUGUUGCGGAGGAAUGUAUAAUUACUGUUGCUCCAGCUCCUAACUCUACAGUGACUUUACAGACCCCUAACUGGUACGAGGGACUGCCAGAAACUGUAUCUGUCUCAUGGUGAUGCCUUCUAAGCAAUUUGGGAAGUUAGCAUUUGCAAAAGACAGAAUGGCCAUUAUAUGUGAAACUGGACGUGCAUUUAUUAACAUAAAGGAACAGAAGUCUGCUGGGCCAGAUAUUGUUUUGAAAGAUUAUGAGACCCUUCCCAGCUCCAUUAAUCUUUUCUAUCCUUUCUAUCUUAACAUCUCUAACUGUAAGCCUAAGGUCUGGUCCAAGAAGCUUCAGAUACAGUUUUCUGUUAUGUUUAUCCAAACUGAAUCAGACCUGACAACAAUAUUAAUUGCAGCUUGUUCUGCUAUUGCAGCAGUUAUUUUCAUUAUUGGAGUAGCUGUUUACUGUGUCAGAAAAAAAGUUGAAUAUUGAAUUGAAUAUACCAGGGACACAUUCUCCACCUCCCAACUAGCAGGGUGAAAGCAGGUUUUUUACAUGUAUGAUUUGGUAGCAGGAUCAUACACAUUUAUUACACUUCAACUGUUACUUCGCUAUGUUGCUUGGAUAUUUUUGUUGUCAUUUGAGGCUUACAAACUAAUAUGGACUUUGGACUCUUCAUCAGUGAAGGAGCUCGUUAUAUACCCCCAUUGGCUAAAGGGUACCCCCUCCACUGAUGAGAAUAGAUACUACACUUGAUCUUGGCCAAAAGGCAGAGAAGCAAUAGAAAUCGGUACACCCAAAAGAUCCAACACCUAAGCACAUGAAAAUGAAUGUGGUCUAUACUGUCCAUUGUAGUGAAGAGUGCUCAGAUAUAUACAUUGGGGAGACAAAAACAACCAUUCAGUAAGAGAAUGGCCCAACAUAGGACGGCAAACUCCCCAGGACAAUACUCCGCAGUCGAUCCAUAUCUAAAGUAAAAGGGACACUCCUUAGAGGACAAAUUUUAGACCAAGAUGGUUUGAAAGAUAUAUGAAGGAGGGAGGCCAUUUAUGCCAAAGUGGAAAAACCAUCCCUGAACAGAGGAAGGGGCCUGAGACAAUGCUUGUCAUCAACAUACAAUGUCGCUUUAACAUCCUUACCCAGCGGUUUCAUAACAAUUCACGCUUCCAGUCAUGUACAUUGAAAAAUUAACACCUGAUCAACGUACCAUUGUGACUGGAUCACACUUUCACACAUCUGUGAGUUUCAGCCAACACCAUCUAAAUAAAGUUCAAUGGAAGCAUUGUGA